UUAUAUAUACCCAAACACAUGCUAAUGGAUAGACAUUCAAAGUGUGGAGAAAAGGGAGAGAAAGGAGAAGCAAUAAUUAAUGGACAACACUACCCUUCCUCUACACCUCUCCCAUGUUCAGAAAUCAUCUUCCAUUAUCAACCGAUCACACACUCUCCUCCACUCCACAGCACUAAUAGCCCUGAUUUACUACAGAAUUGCUUCUUUCUUCAAACCUAGUGACCUUCCAACUACCUUUUCAUGCCUUUUAGUCUUCACCGGUGAACUCAUACUCUCUUUCAUAUGGUUCUUGGGCCAAGCUUAUCGGUUCCGGCCUGUUACCCGGACCGUCUUUCCGGAAAGGUUGCCGGAAAAUGUAGAACUACCGGCCGUUGACGUGUUCAUAUGCACUGCGGAUCCGAGUAAAGAGCCUACUUUGGAGGUUAUGAACACAGUUAUAUCGGCAAUCGCUCUGGACUACCCGCCGGAUAAGCUCCACGUGUACCUUUCAGAUGAUGGGGGUUGUUCUGUGACUUUGGAAGCCAUGAAGGAGGCUUGGAGAUUUGCUAAGGGCUAUUGGGUGCCCUUUUGUAGGGCAUAUGGCAUUAAAACCAGAUGCCCCGAGGCUUAUUUUUUUGGAGAAGAGGGUAAUACUGAGAGUUCUCCGGGUGGUGAAUUCAUGGCCGAUAGGGAGAAAGUUAAGGAAAAAUACGAGAACUUCAAGAGUCGUGUGAUGAGGAUUAGGCAAAAUUCAACCAUCAUUGUCAACCGAGAUCAUGUUGCGGUUAUCGAGGUGAUAAAUGAUGCAUCCAUUGAUGAAGCAAGUCAAGAAGACAAGGCAGAAGAGAUGCCUCUCCUGGUUUAUGUCUCGCGCGAGAAAAGGCCUUCUCUUCCCCAUCAUUUCAAGGCUGGAGCUCUUAACGUCCUUCUUCGAGUAUCGGCGAUGAUAAGCAAUUCUCCUUACAUACUGGUGUUGGACUGCGACAUGUAUUGCAAUGACCCAACAUCCGCCCGUCAAGCAAUGUGUUUCCACCUCGAUCCGAAGAUCUCCCCUUCUCUGGGUUUUGUUCAGUUCCCUCAGAAAUUCCAUAACAUCAGCAAGACUGAUGUCUAUGACAGCCAGUUGAGAUAUGUUUUUAAGGUACUAUGGCAAGGAAUGGAUGGGCUUCAGGGACCACUUGUGUCUGGUACCGGCUUUUACAUAAAGAGAGAGGCACUGUAUGCAAAUCCCAUAAGAGAUGUCGACGUCAUGGAACUUAAACAGUAUUUUGGCCCAUCCAAUGAGUUCAUCAAAUCCUUUGGCCGGCAUUACAAGCCUAAAGAUCACCAGCACUCCUCAAGUGUAACAUUGAUGAAAGAAACCCAAUAUUUAGCGUCUUGUGCUUACGAAAACGAAACCAAAUGGGGCAAAGAGGUUGGUUUCUUGUAUCUUUCUGUGGCGGAAGAUUACCUUACAAGCCUCGUCAACAUGCACUGCAAAGGAUGGAAAUCGGUUUAUUGUGAUCCGGUGAGGCCUGCAUUUUUGGGUGCCGGCACCACAAACCUGAAUGAUGUGUUGGUUCAGUCCACAAGAUGGAGUUCUAGUUUGGUAGAAGUUGGUCUCUCAAGAUUCUGUCCUCUUAUAUAUGGGCCAAAGAAAAUGUCUGCUCUUCAAACCAUGUGCUAUGGAGAACUCGCAUUUUUCCCUUUCUAUUUUUUGCCACUUUGGUGCUUUGCAACCAUCCCUCAGCUGUGUCUACUGAAUGACAUUGCCGUAUAUCCUGAGGCUUCAAACUGGUUUUUCAUGGUAUUUUCGUUCGUUUUCCUGUCAUCCGUAUCCAAACACAUACAAGAGGUCCUCUCAACUGGAGGCUCAAUGAGGUCAUGGAUAAAUGAACAGAGAAUUUGGAUGAUCAAAUCAGUUACAUGCCAUUUGUACGGAAGUUUGGACGCGAUUAUGAAGAGACUUGGUAUGAGAGAAGCCAAGUUUAUGAUCACCAAUAAAGUCAUCGACGAUGAGCAAACCAGAUUAUACCAAACGGGUAAAAUCGAUUUCCAGACAUCAAUUAUGUUACUUGCUCCAUUGGUAAUAUUAACCAUUAUAAACGUUGUAUCAUUUGUUGGAGGAGUCACAAGAGCAAUGGUCACAGGAAAGUUCAGCUAUAUGUUCAUACAAGUUUUUCUUUCGCUUUUCAUCGUAACGAUGGGUUACCCUGUUAUCGAAGGCAUGAUAUUGAGGAAGGACAAGGGGCGGAUUCCGCCAUCUGUCACAAUCUUAUCUGUUUUGGUUUCUACGAUUUUCUUGUCUUUGGGAUCUCUUGUUCUCAAUGUAUUAUUGAAAUGAAGAUUGUCACCGUAUGAAUGUUCAUUGUGUUUUCAAUGGUGAUGUGGUGUAGUACAUUGAUCCAUGGGGUCUAAUUAAUUUUAUUGGUCAUAUAGAAGGUA
Messenger RNA from Rhododendron vialii, 2403 nucleotides. RefSeq names its product cellulose synthase-like protein G2. Gene Ontology annotation, biological process: cellulose biosynthetic process; plant-type primary cell wall biogenesis. The transcript has 9 exons. Gene Ontology annotation, cellular component: plasma membrane; trans-Golgi network. Gene Ontology annotation, molecular function: mannan synthase activity; cellulose synthase (UDP-forming) activity. The record is from RefSeq and is a predicted model, not a curated record. Lineage: Eukaryota; Viridiplantae; Streptophyta; Magnoliopsida; Ericales; Ericaceae. Bases 80 to 2302 code for a protein of 740 amino acids.